AUGAUGGUUAUUUCUCGUCCUUCUAUUAAACUACUCGAAGAUGAACACAAAAUUUUCCUGAAAAAAGUGUUCAAUUUUUUAAGAGCAUGCAGAGAAAAAAUUUGGAGUUUCAUCGAAACAGUUGGAGAAUUCGUCGUUUCUUGCUUCAAUAAGCUCUGUUCACUAGUCAAGAAAUUAUGGGGAUCCGAUGAUUCGGACGAUGGGACAGUUGAAGAAAUCCCCUUGAAAGCUUUGGAAAUCUCAGAAAAAGAAAAAGCGAUUGUGGACAAACUGACACAGGAAACAAAACAAGAUGAGGCAAAAAUAGCGGAAAAAUUGUUGGACAUUUUAGAACUUGUUGAAAAUAACGAGGAAAAAUUCAAACAAAGGAAAUUGAAAGCAGAGAAAGAAUUGGACGAUUUGAGGAAAAGUGAUGAGGAACUUCAUAGAGAAAUGAAACAAAAAAAGGUGGAAUCGGAUAAGAGAAUCGAGGAAAUGGUGGAAAAAGUGAACAGAGAACAGGAGGAAAAAGAUCGGAUUGCUAACUCAGAGACAGAAAGGCUAUUGUCCGAGACAAGAAGCCAGUUUCAACAAUUAUUUUCAUCUCAGAAGAGACCACUGGAUCCUUGCCAAGAUGCAUCAGAACAAUUGAAUGAUGCACUGAAAGUACUUAUUGACUGUUUGGAUCCUGAGGAAUGA
Molecule: messenger RNA, 678 nt
Organism: Caenorhabditis briggsae
Lineage: Eukaryota; Metazoa; Nematoda; Chromadorea; Rhabditida; Rhabditidae
Exons: 5
Coding region: 1-678 (225 amino acids)
Source: RefSeq, a predicted model, not a curated record